AUGGCACCCCGACGAAUCUGGGUCAAACGACCCGAUGCGUCUGCCACUUUAGUGUCAAUGCCGGAAGAUAGCGUUGUCGACGAGCUACGAGACCAUGUUUUGCGCAAAUAUUUGAAUUCCCUCGGAAGGACGUUCGACUCGCCGGAUUUGAUGGUGCGGAUAAUACCUCGAGCAACUCCGAAAGGAGCAGUUGUACCGGAUCGGUUCUUGAGCCCGGAGGAGUCUCUGUUUGCUUUGAUUGAUCAGCAUUAUCCCGGAGGCCAAACCGUUGAAGAGGCUCUCAUCAUUGAGGCUCCCACUCGCCGAACACCCAUCAAGCCGUCACCUCGCCAGUCGUAUUACUAUCAUGCAGAGCCGGGUGAACAUGGCGAAUACUUUCCUCUGAUGCCGGUUCCAAUCAAUGUCGCAACACCACCCGGUCAUCCAGCAAGUUCUAGCAACAGCAGUGCGGGUGCAGCCCAUCAAGCMCCUGCCAUGUCUGUCCUUACGACGGGCAAAGUACCUCCACUUCCAUCACCAGGGAGCCGUCCCAGUCGACACCCACGAAGACCGCCAUUCGCUCGACACACAACAGCUUCGCCGACACUUGUAGCAUCGUCAUCAAUGCCUAAAGACCCGACUCUUGCUGUCAAUGGUCCAGUAGGUUCGUCACAACAAUCCUUGCCCACACCACCAGCGCCAGCCCCUCCAUCAGAAUCGCCGACACAUGCUGCGCUGAACCCAGUAGCGAGAACAGCAUCCCCUCGUCCGGCACGUAGAGCAAAGAAGAUUGCGUCUCCAAAUACAGGGGCUUUUGGAGGAUUGAUCGAGGGCACGGUUCCUCCAAUUAACGUACUUAUUGUCGAAGACAAUGUUAUCAAUCAGAAACUUCUCGAGGCGUUUAUGAAACGUCUCAGUGUCCGGUGGCAGUGCGCUCAGAACGGUGAAGUGGCAGUGAAGAAGUGGCGACAGGGGGGGUUUCACUUGGUUUUGAUGGAUAUUCAGCUUCCUGUGAUGAAUGGAUUAGAUGCUACAAAAGAAAUUCGACGAUUGGAACGGUUGAAUGGGAUUGGCGUUUUUUCCAAAACGGCAUCUGGCCGUUCAAGUGCAACGCCUUCGUCUUCUGUACCGGCUGACUCCCCAUUAAAAGAGGAGGAUACUUUACAAGACUUGUCGCUAUUCAAGAGUCCUGUGAUUAUAGUGGCAUUGACAGCUAGUAGUUUGCAAAGUGACAGACACGAAGCUUUGGCUGCUGGCUGCAACGAUUUCUUGACCAAGCCUAUUGGAUUUCCGUGGUUGGAACAAAAAGUCACUGAAUGGGGCUGCAUGCAAGCUCUGAUUGACUUUGAGGGUUGGCGCAAAUGGCGAGGAUACGAAGACUCGCCGCGAAGUAUUGGCGCUGCUCUGGAGGAGACGACGUCGACACACUCUCCAUCACGUCCACGAAACAACACUACCAUCCACGCCGUCAAAGUAUCUAAGGAUGAUUCUCCCAAGAAAGAUAACGCACAAAUUUCAAUCAUCGAACCUGAUACGUCGGAAAGCAGCAGCGGCAAAGACGAAGAUAUUGAGGUCCCGGUCCCUCAAGAAGUGGCACAUGAAAUGGCCCAUGAAAUAGCACAAGAACUCCAAACAGCAGAAUCAUCGACAAACGGCGUAUGA
Molecule: messenger RNA, 1641 nt
Organism: Talaromyces amestolkiae
Lineage: Eukaryota; Fungi; Ascomycota; Eurotiomycetes; Eurotiales; Trichocomaceae
Exons: 3
Coding region: 1-1641 (546 amino acids)
Biological process (GO): osmosensory signaling via phosphorelay pathway
Cellular component (GO): Mcs4 RR-MAPKKK complex
Molecular function (GO): protein kinase activator activity; phosphorelay response regulator activity
Source: RefSeq, a predicted model, not a curated record